UACGGUAUCCCAAAUUUCACCGGGUACCGUCCUUCCUCCCCCGCCACUCCCGGGAUCGACCCCGUUGACAGCUUCAUGGAGUUCCCAGAUUUAGGAGCCCACUGCACGGAGCCCUCCUGCAAGCGCCUGGACUUCCUCCCCUUGAAAUGUGAUGCAUGUGAACAGCUAUUCUGCACUGACCAUAUUGCCUAUGCCCAUCAUAGCUGCACUUCAGCAUACAAGAAGGAUGUACAGGUUCCUGUUUGUCCACUAUGCAGCACACCCAUCCCUGUGAAGCGAGGAGAAAUGCCUGAUAUUGUGGUGGGAGCCCACAUUGAUCAAGACUGCAAAUCAGACCCAGCGCAGCGUAAGAGAAAGAUCUUCACCAACAAGUGUCAGCGUCCUGGCUGCAAACAACGGGAAAUGAUGAAGGUGCUCUGUGACCAAUGUCAUGGCAACUUCUGCCUCAAACACCGGCACCCCCUAGACCAUGACUGCAGUGGGGCUGGCCGUUCACUCUCCAAAGCAGGGAAUGCUGCUGUAGUCAGGGCUCAAAAAUCUGCCAAAGAAACUGUAAGCACUACAUCUAGCAGCGCAGCCAUGAGAUCUCAUGUCAGCCAACCAACCUCCAGCAGAUCAAGUGAAACGGUAAGAGCAUCUCAGCCACAAAGCCCGACUGUACCUGUUGCUGCUCUGCAGAACGGUUUGAGUGAAGAGGAAGCGUUACAGCGAGCCUUGGAGAUGUCUCUGGCGGAAACGGCAGCCAUCCAACCAGAGCGCAGCAGCGCCCAAGAGGAGGAGGAUCUGGCAUUGGCUCGAGCGCUUUCGGCUAGUGAGGAAGAAUAUCAGCAGCAGCAGCAGCUACGGCAACAAAGAAAUCACUGUGAGAACCAGCUGAAGCGCAGACCAGGACGUGGCAAGGGGCGGAGCCAGCGCUCAACAGGACACAUGCGCCACGAGGAGCCACCAAUAGGGUUCUGUGAGAUACAUUUUCUGCCCCUGAUAGUGGUCGCGCAGGAUCUGAAGCACCUGCAAAAAUUGCACUGCAUAGAUCUCCAUGGGUACAGUCCAUGCCCACAGCCGCUGCCUCUUGUCAGUUCCAGUUCCACAGCUGCCUACUGCGAGCUCAACAAGAAUACACGGCGGUGUCAUCGCCAGCAGGCUCCGAUGUACAAGUUGUGCCGCAUGUAUCAGACAUGUGAUCAUGCAGUACUGAUUGCAGGUGGCUGGCAGGAGCAGGUCACCUAUCCCCAUCAUGCCCAGAACCUGUUGCUUUUCUACCAGAUGCUUCGACGAAAUGGUUUCCGCCAAGAGCAUAUCAAGGCUUUCUUUGCCAAUGAGGGACAGGCUUCAGGUACUAAAACAA
Protobothrops mucrosquamatus (brown spotted pit viper) is the source of this 1345-nucleotide messenger RNA. RefSeq names its product AN1-type zinc finger protein 2B-like. The record is from RefSeq and is a predicted model, not a curated record. The annotation marks the transcript as partial. The transcript has 12 exons. Gene Ontology annotation, biological process: protein targeting to ER; proteasome-mediated ubiquitin-dependent protein catabolic process. Gene Ontology annotation, cellular component: cytoplasm; endoplasmic reticulum. Lineage: Eukaryota; Metazoa; Chordata; Lepidosauria; Squamata; Viperidae. Gene Ontology annotation, molecular function: zinc ion binding.